GAGAAGCCGGCGGCCCCGGAAGCCUCCGUUCGCGUUCCCCCGUCACCCUUUCCUGCCCGCCCCCGCUGCUCGCUCCGGAGAGAGGCAGAGGCCGGGGUGGAGGCCAGGUGCCGACUGUCUUUCCCCAAGAUGGCGGCGGGGCCGGGCCGGCGGCGGCGACUGUUGCAGUUACUCAUGCAGUUCGGUUCGGUGCUGCUCACGCGGUGUCCGUUCUGGGGCUGCUUUAGUCAGCUCAUGCUGUAUGCCGAACGGGCCGACGCGCGCCGGAAGCCGGACAUCCCCGUGCCCUACCUGUACUUUGACAUGGGGGCCGCUGUCCUCUGUGCCAGCUUCAUGUCGUUCGGAGUGAAGCGCCGCUGGUUUGCGCUGGGAGCUGCCCUCCAGCUGGCUGUCAGCACCUAUGCAGCCUAUGUCGGGGGCUAUGUCCACUAUGGAGACUGGCUGAAGGUCCGAAUGUACUCCAGAACCAUUGCCAUUAUUGGUGGCUUUCUGGUGUUGGCUAGUGGGGCAGGUGAGCUCUAUCGCCAGAAACCACGAAGCCGUUCUCUGCAGUCUACAGGCCAAGUGUUCUUGGGCAUCUACCUCAUCUGUGUGGCUUACUCCCUCCAGCACAGCAAAGAAGACCGGCUGGCAUAUCUGAACCACAUUCCGGGAGGGGAGCUUACACUUCAGCUGCUCUUCAUCCUUUAUGGUGUCCUGGCGCUGGCCUUCCUCUCUGGCUACUAUGUGGCCCUGGCUGCUCAGAUCCUGGCUGUGCUGCUACCCCUCAUCAUCCUCCUCAUUGAUGGAAACAUCGUUUAUUGGCACAACACUCGGCGAGUGGAGUUCUGGAAUCAGAUGAAGCUCAUUGGCGAGAAUGUGGGCAUCUUUGGGGCUGCAGUGAUCCUGGCCACGGAUGGCUGA
Messenger RNA from Dromiciops gliroides (monito del monte), 903 nucleotides. It is a transcript of the gene TMEM101, whose product is annotated as transmembrane protein 101. Gene Ontology annotation, biological process: positive regulation of canonical NF-kappaB signal transduction. NCBI's taxonomy places the organism in Eukaryota, Metazoa, Chordata, Mammalia, Microbiotheria, Microbiotheriidae. The transcript is spliced from 4 exons. The coding region runs from base 130 to 903 and encodes 257 amino acids. The record is from RefSeq and is a predicted model, not a curated record.